Messenger RNA from Medioppia subpectinata, 435 nucleotides. The record is from the annotation of a GenBank genome assembly. NCBI's taxonomy places the organism in Eukaryota, Metazoa, Arthropoda, Arachnida, Sarcoptiformes, Oppiidae.
AUUGAUCCGGGUUCACGCCUUACAGGUUAUGGCAUCAUUGAAAAAGAUGGCGCUCAGUUACGUUUUAUUGAUGCUGGAACCAUACGCACGGAAAGUCAGGACAUACCUGAACGCUUAAAACGGAUUUUUGCUGGUGUUGAAAGGAUUGUAAAAUUUCAUGGACCUACCGAAGCCGCAGUCGAGCAGGUGUUUAUGGCACAAAAUCCUGAUUCUGCUCUUAAAUUAGGUCAAGCCCGUGGUGCAGCCAUUGCGGCUUUGGUGAAUCUGGAUUUACAAGUCGCUGAAUAUACCGCACGACAAAUUAAACAAUCUGUAGUCGGUUAUGGUGCAGCAGAUAAAGAGCAAGUCCAGAUGAUGGUCAUGCGGAUUUUAAGCUUAACGAUCAAACCUCAAGCCGAUGCUGCCGAUGCGCUGGCCGCUGCCAUUUGCCACGCC